CAUCUAUUCGCGAUUUCUUUCUUCGUUCUUCUAGAUCUAUCGCCCGGUCAAAUUUUCGACUGAUUCACAGGAGCAAUGCAAAAGGAAAGAAUCCGUUGACGUGAAAUCUUCUUCCCAUAGGAAUGUCUUAUCUCGCCCAAAUUAUGCAUGUUUUUCGCGUCUCCGCCUCACGGAUUUUACACAGAAGGAAAGUCUCGAAUUGAAUCCUGAUUCAAAGGAAAAAAAUCCGAUUGCAUCCGUUGUCUGUAACAUUACACGGCCAGCCCAGAGGAAAUCCUGCCGGAAGGAAAUUGCAGCAGCCAAAUCCACGGACUCCACUGGCUCCACAGAAAUAUCAUUUCUACUUACAACUGAUAGUUGCGCUGGCAAUUUAAUGCCAACUGGUGAUGCCCAAGGCGUGCUCGGCAGCUACAUGUAUCAAACCAAUUUGAAAGAAGAUUUUGUGAAAUCAAAGGACAAUCAGUUUGAACGACCUGAACAUCAUAGCACCAACUACACUGUGGACAAAAGAAUGAAAGAGGUUGAAUAUUGUGAUAGAGACGGUGAUGAAUUGAGCAAGAAAAUGAAGACCAUUAAAAUAGAGAAAAGUUGAGAAUAGAACUCCAUAGAGUGAGCUUGAGAGAAUUAAUAAUAUUCUUUAGGUUUAGACGUGUGUUACACAGUUUUUAAUAGAAAGGGGAAGUGUUUUGUUGGAAGUGAAAAAAUGAAAGAGGAAUUUCCACUUUCGUUGGAUCUAUGCACAUGAUGCGCUGAUUUCUUCAGCGACCAAAGCUUCUUCCAGAAAAUCCGUUGAUUUUCGCUUCAAAUCUUCGCCUAAGAAAAGGAAAUCUGCUCUGAUUCUUUGCGGAUUCUUCUCGUGAGUUCUAGAAAUCUACAUCGUCAAAAUCCGGAAAAUCUUUUCGUCAAUUCGAGAAUAAGGCAAAUGAAUGAAAAAAAUAUCUUACCAUCUGACAAUAUUUAAAGCUUUUUAUGAAGAUGAAUAAACUGUAGAAGACAUUCACGAACCUGUUUGCAACUCUAUUGACUCCAGAAGAAGUGUUCAAAUACAUCAAAACAGGUAGCUAAAUUUUCAUAAGUUUACAUUACAUGACUACACUAAGGAACAAUAUUGCAAACACUUCUUUCCUGAAUUGGAUGUGAUUUUCUGAACAAGAAAUAUCCCAUUUGCAUACAAAACAUGUAAAAUAGGAGAAUGCUUAGCCAUAGCCUGCCAGCUUAAUGUAUUCAAUUUUUCCUUAAAAUAAUAUAUAUCCUUCCGAAUUUGCAUCUAUUUUCUUUCCCAACCAUGUCAGAGUUGAAAAUAGCAGCGUCUCAAAAUUCAACGUAUGAUCUAAAAUGAUAGAAUUCGUUUAUAAAAGAAUGUUGUAAAAAGAGGCAAACAAACCAGUAUGUCUAAACAAUUUAGGUCUUUUACAUUUUAUUCAUGUGUACUGCCUCUAAUUCAUCCCAAGUUCUUAUCUUUUAAAUAUUCUUUAAUUGGUUUGUUUAGUUGAAAGUAGCCACAUUCAACUUUGUUUAUUAGUACUCACUUUGAGUAUAUACGUCGCCUGUUUUUAUCAGAGAAAAUGUUGUCAAAAGGCUAUUAAUUUACCUAAAAAAAUGUUACUGACUUUUGUGAAUGAAUAUAUCAAUUAGUAAUUUAGUACAUGUUGAUGAAAAGUUGAUGGUGUGAAUUGUUACAAAGAUGGCCUUGGGACACACUGUUCAUGGACAUAUUAUGACUGUUGUUUUAUUCUCCAAGGCUGCACUGUAAGGUUUUGUGCCUUUGUGCAUCUUUUGACUAAAGGCUUAUUUGGCUUCAUUUCUAUUUUUGGUUAAUUCUGUCUAAGUGAUCUUGAAGAAUGGAAAGGUUAAUUACUUAUGAAAAAUCUAAUGAACCAGUUUGAUUUUCAUUUAAUUACGAUUACACCCAUUGAUCGGUCUAGCAAUUAGAAUCUUCUUUUGUUGCUCUAUUGGUUAUGUUUUGUCUUGCGGGGCUUCUAAACUCAAUGUAUUGAGGUUAGAUUUCAACUUUUAUACUAUUUUGUUUAAGGGUUUUGUAUGAUACUAAUAAUAUGUACUUUGUUUAAAACAUAAUUGUAUUUGCUAUGAAAAGUCAGAAAGAAAUAUACUCCCUCCGUCCCCCUAAGAUGUUCUCAUUUUGACUUUUGGUGGUUUUUAAGGAGAGUUGAAAAAAGGUGAAAGUUUACCAUAAUACCCUUAAUGAAAUAUGGGUGGAUUGUAUUAAAUGAGGUAAGUGAGGUGUAAUAAAUAAAGUAAGUGGGGAUAGUUAUGGUAUUUUAAUUAUUAAAAAAUGAAAUGAGAAGAUCUAUUGUGGACAGAGAAAAAGGGCUAUUGAGAAGAUCUCUGGGGGACGGAGGGAUAAACUAAUAAAGUCUUACAUCAAUA
Molecule: messenger RNA, 2388 nt
Organism: Cuscuta campestris
Lineage: Eukaryota; Viridiplantae; Streptophyta; Magnoliopsida; Solanales; Convolvulaceae
Source: the annotation of a GenBank genome assembly